Messenger RNA from Carlito syrichta (Philippine tarsier), 4173 nucleotides. RefSeq names its product GRIP and coiled-coil domain containing 1 (gene GCC1). NCBI's taxonomy places the organism in Eukaryota, Metazoa, Chordata, Mammalia, Primates, Tarsiidae. Gene Ontology annotation, cellular component: Golgi apparatus. The record is from RefSeq and is a predicted model, not a curated record. Bases 419 to 2746 code for a protein of 775 amino acids. The transcript has 2 exons.
CGCCGUGGUCAGCCGGCCGCGGUAGUUAAGAAGUCGUGAUGGAGUCGCGCUCAGCGUAAGCGCUCGGCCGACGCCGGGUCGAGGCUGCCGGCCCGGACGGCUGUGGCCUGGAAGAGCGGAGAGUGCGCAGCGGCUUCCGGGCCAGCGCGGGCGAGACCUGGCCGUGCGCAGCUUUCGUGCCAGCGUAGCCCCGCCUCCGGGAUAGGACCUGUUCCCGCCCUCCGGGCCUGGGACCCGGCUGGCGCUUCUGCCAGGCUUCGCGGCUGGCCCGCAUUCGGCCCCGGGCAGCUAGGCGGAGCGGGUGUGCGCUCCGCGGCCGGACAGCCCUGUCCCGUUCCUGGAAGCCCCAGUCCACGUCUUCACGGCCAUCUCCCGGGCUCCCGGAACGCUGACGUGGAGCAGUCCGCUCAGAACCCCCAUGGAGAAGUUUGGGAUGAAUUUCGGGGGCGGCCCGAGCAAGAAGGACCUGCUGGAGACCAUAGAGACGCAGAAGAAGCAGCUCCUCCAGUACCAGGCACGGCUCAAGGAUGUGGUCCGCGCCUAUAAAAGCCUGCUGAAGGAGAAGGAGGCGUUAGAAGCCAGCAUCAGGGUGCUGUCGGUAUCCCACGAGGCGGAUGUCGGCCUCGCCAGCGUCCAGCCUCCAGGCCUCACCUUUCCUGACCCUGUGGAUGACCGGUGCUCCACUCACAGCGAGGAUAGCACUGGGACCGCCACCAGUUUGGACACUGCGGCCAGUCUCACCAGCACCAAGGGUGAGUUUGGGAUAGAAGAUGAUAGACCGGCCCGUGGUCCACCACCCCCAAAGUCCGAAGAGGCCAGUGGGUCGGAGAGUGGCGUUAGCAGUAGCAGUGGCGAUGGGCCAUUUGCGGGUGGGGAGGUGGACAAAAGACUGCACCAGCUGAAGACUCAGUUGGCGACUUUGACCAGCUCUUUAGCUACGGUCACCCAGGAGAAGUCUCGCAUGGAGGCUUCUUACUUGGCUGACAAGAGAAAGAUGAAGCAGGACUUAGAGGAUGCUAAUAAAAAGGCGGAUGAGGAGAGGGGCCGUCUGGAGGGAGAGAUGAAGGGACUGCAGGAGCAGAUAGCAGAAACCAAAGCCCGACUUAUCACACAACAGCAUGAUCGGGCCCAAGAGCAGAGUGACCAUGCCUUGAUGCUGCGUGAGCUCCAGAAGCUGCUGCAGGAGGAGAGGACCCAGCGCCAGGACUUGGAGCUUCGCUUAGAAGAGACCCGAGAAGCCCUGGCAGGACGAGCAUAUGCAGCUGAACAGAUGGAAGGGUUUGAACUGCAGACCAAGCAGCUGAACCGGGAGGUGGAGAUGCUGAAAGGUGAGCUGCGGGCUAUUCGAGAUGAGAAGAAUCAGCCAGACCCCCUCCUGCAAGAACUUCAGGAAGAGGCUACCCGCCUGAAGAGCCAUUUCCAGAUUCAAUUGCAGCAGGAAAUGAGGAAGACAGCCCUUGCAGAGGAUCAACUCCGUCAGCAAUCGCAGGUAGAAGAGCAGAGGGUGGCUGCUCUAGAGAAUCAAAUAUCUGAGGUGUCUGAGCUGCUGGGCACCUAUGAGAAAGCCAAGCAGAAGGAUCAACUGACCAUCCAGAAGCUGAAGGAGCGCAUUCUGCAACUGGACCUGGAGAACAAGACCCUGGCUCUAGCAGCCUCCAGCCGGUCGCCUCUGGACAGCCAUGCUGAUGAGUCCAGUCUGGAUGUCAAUGUCCUGAAGGAUAAGAUGGAGAAGCUAAAGAGGCUGUUGCAGGUUGCCGCCAGGAAAAGCCAGGUGACCCUGGACGUGGAGAAGCUCUGUGAUCUGGAGAUCAUGCCCAGCUCGGAGGCUGCAGAUGGGGAGAAGGCUACUGUACUCUACUACCAACAGGAGCUGAAACAGCUGAAGGAAGAGUUUGAGAGGUACAAGAUGAGGGCCCAGGUUGUCCUCAAGAGCAAGAAUAGCAAAGAUGGUAACCUGGCGAAGGAGCUGGAGGCAGCCCAGGAGCAGCUUGCAGAGCUGAAGGAGAAGUAUAUCUCUCUGCGUCUGUCCUGCGAGGAGCUUGAGCGCCAGCACCAGCAGGAGGCCCAUGACUGGAAGCAGGAGCUGGCCCGGCUGCAGCAGCUCCACCGGCAAGAGCUGGAACGGAGCCAGCUGGACUUCAGGGACCGCACGCUGAAACUGGAGGAGGAGCUGCACAAGCAGCGGGACCGUGCCCUGGCCGUGCUCACCGAAAAGGACUUGGAGCUUGAGCAGCUGCGCUCUGUGGCCUUGGCCUCUGGGCUGCCUGGACGCAGAAGCCCAGUGGGCGGCGGGGCUCCUGGGGACCCAGUUGACACAUCCUCAUCAGAUAGCCUGACGCAAGCACUCCACCUGACUGCAGCCAGUGAGCCCACUUUCUUCUUGUACGCCGAGCAGUUGGCCCGCAAGGAGGUGGAGAUCACCUCUCUGCGAAAGCAGAAGCACAGGCUGGAGAUGGAAGUGCAUCAGCUACAGGAUCGGCUGCUGGAGGAGGGCGAGCGGCAUCGGGAGGAGGUCGGAGCCCUGCAGAGCCACAUCGAGAAGAACAUCAGGGACCAGAGCAGGGAGGGAGCCAACCUGGAGUACCUCAAAAACAUCAUCUACCGCUUCCUCACCUUACCUGACUCCCUGGGUCGCCAGCAGACGCUCACAGCCAUAUUGACUAUCUUACACUUCAGUCCAGAGGAGAAGCAAGUGGUCAUGCGACUCCCCACCAGUGGGAGCUGGUGGCCUUCUGGCAAGAGAUGAUGCCAUUUCCGCGAACUCCUGGAAUUCUGUGCCUCUUUUAUGUGGGAAGGGGUGGGCUCUGGUUUCUAUGCCUAUUCCCUCUGUCGUCAUUUAUUUCUUCACUGUGUUGAACUGGGAGCAGUCUUCAAUGUGGGAUGGGCUAUUCUGCCAAAUGCCAUUAAUGCUGCUUUAUACUUGGGCCCUAGAGAUCCUUAAAGGAAAGUGUCAGGCCAGCAUCUCCUGGUGUGUAUGUGAGGGGAAGAGCGAGGAGAGGCUAGGGACUGAGCGGUGCGACUGGGAGGUACAAAGUUUGGGGAAGUGGCGAGAUCUUUUAAAAUAAGAUGUUUUUGUUUGAGUAUAUGCUCCUAGUGCAGAACUGGGAGGACAUGUGACUCCAAAGGGAGUUCGGUUAAUUUCGGAGCAGGCACAAUGACCAGCUGUUUGCUCUGUCUCAUCAUCUGAGUCUGGUCCAUUGUUGCCCCAAUUGUCUGGGGACAUGAAGCCAGGCUGGAAAGGGACCAGGGAGUUUGAAAUAUUGGCAGAUUGUCUACUAGUCCAAAGGGCCAAGGCAUUGUGAGUUUAUUCUGGGGCUAAGAAGUUGGAUCUAGUUACAGCCUGGGACAACUCACGCAGUCCAGACAAACACACCACUUGUGACUAUCCCAGAGAGAACCCUGAGCGCCAGUUUGAUCCUAGGGAUUUCCUGAGUGAUCCGCUUUGGACCUGGACAGGGCUGAAAUAGACCUUUCUUGCGUGUCCCUGCCUUAAGCUGUCUGCCUAAGGGUGGCCUGAAGUUGUGAGUGAAUGACUUUAUGAUCUUUUUCUUAAUGUUGAACUUGCAUUAAGAAAUCGAAUCCUAGCUCCCUACAGGGAGGGGUCCCAACAGUAAGCGCUGAUCCUGCAUAGAUCCAAGGAAUUAGUGCAGAGAUUUGCUCCCAGUUGUUUCUGCCUUUGUAGGGACAGAGGAGGAAGAUUUUCUAUAGAAGAUACCAAAAGAUUGCUGUGGCCCUUACAGGAAAGUGGUGGAAGCUUAGCCAAAGCUGGGCUGGGGUGCUUUCUGCCCUGUGGGUUUUGGCAUGAGUGGAUCAAUUCUGCUCUUUACUGAAAGGCACCUUUUUAUUCAGGCAGACCGGAAAGGAGUCUCAGAAAACUUGGUGUCAGUUUCUCUUUCCUAUCCUUGCCCCUGUCUACUCUUGCUGGUUAUGGAGGGGUUUGGAGGACCCUGAAGACCAGUAAUUAGCCACUAACUGGACUAAUCUGUGUCUUUCUGUUAUUUCAUCAUAGAGAUCUGUUUUGUUAGAUUUGGGGUGCAGAAAACUUUGUUUGAAUAUUUUGAACGAGAGGCUGGUUGACCUGGAUUAUCUACAGUGACCAGACAAAUGGAACAGAGUGAUGUGUUCAGAGGGCAGUAAUAUAAACCAUGGAAUCAUUAAACACGAGUGACUUGA